Molecule: messenger RNA, 1931 nt
Organism: Leptinotarsa decemlineata (Colorado potato beetle)
Lineage: Eukaryota; Metazoa; Arthropoda; Insecta; Coleoptera; Chrysomelidae
Cellular component (GO): extracellular matrix
Molecular function (GO): protein binding
Source: RefSeq, a predicted model, not a curated record
UAUUAAAAAUACAGAUGAUAAAAUUAGUUAGAAAAAAACUAUUCCCAUAGAACUCUUCUAAACUAUAAUAGUGUCCAUCGUAUAAUAAAUCUUCAAUUGACUUCUGAAAUUUACAGUUAUUCUCUAAAAUCUUCAGGUAAAUGAUUGAACAUCUUAAGAUCAUUAUAAUAUAAGAAGUAUUUGACUAAAGUAAAAGCUGGUACGGGUAAAUAACACAGGUCAUUAGCUUGACGAAAAGGCAUACUCAUUGGAGUAGUAGCUAAAUAUCAAUUUGUGUUUGUUAAUCACAGACUGUUUCUAAAAUUAAAAUUCCAAACACUGUCAAAAUGUUAUAGUUCAAACGAAAGAGCCUCGAAUAACUCCCGGGAGUCUCUAGGAGAUUUAGUUGAGCAGGCGAGGAUCUUAUCUUUUCACGCGCGACCUCAAUUACUUCAAAUAAUCACAUAUUCACGAUAAUCAGAACUGUGAGCCACCCUGUAUACUUGCCAAAGUUUCUUGGCUUCUCCUUUUACAGUUUCACAAACAAUAAUUCAACCGCUGAUUUGCUAACCCUUUCGAAAUAUCCGUUUCAUUUCUUUACUUAGGCAGUUACUUCCUACAUUCUCGAUUUUAGCUACCUUUCUAGUGCAAAACCUCAAUAUCCGGCACAUCGUAAUCCAAUAUCGAAUUCACAGUCGCAGUUCAGGCCCACGGCCCAGCAGGUAAUGCUCCUCAUUUCAAUUUCCCAUGCAAGAACCUGACCUUGGAUGAAUAAUGAUCUUACAGCCACGCUGAAGUAAACGGCAAACACUAUUAAAAAGGUAAAUGAUCGACGAACUCACAUUGUUUCGAGAAACUUGAGUUUCAUCAUAGUUAUAGACAGUUCGCUGUCUGUUUAAAAGGAAUAAUAAACAGUAUACUGGCAUUUACAAAGUGGACUGAGACGCAGUAGUGUGAAUCCAAGAACAAUGUAGUUUUGUGCGGAAAUGUAGAGAUCAAGGUGACCCGGUGUUACAGUUGGGAAAGAAAGUUCUUGUCUUACAAUGGCAAGAUGGAUCCUACUAGUGGCAACUCUGACACUCCUCGAAGUCCAAACAAACUUUGAAGCCAAGCAGAUCUGCAAAUUUCACCUCAGCGUCCUACAAGGACAACAAAUGACUUGCAGCAACGCCAAUUCGAACUUCUUUCACAACUUCGACAUUCCUCUAAACAGAACACACUGGGUGAAAUGCAGCAACUGCACUCUGGACGUAUUGGAUGAGAGCACUUUCACUUUCCCCAAAAGAAACAACAUCAAGAUUUUGGAUUUGUCUGGGGCGAGCAUCAAGGUUUUGAGAAAAUUCGCCUUCAGGAAGUUCCUUCUCUUGAAGUUCCUGAACCUUCACAACAACAGCAUACAGACGGUAGAAAGCAUGUGCUUUGACGGAAUCAAAAUGCUGACCCAGCUCGACUUGAGCAGGAACUAUCUGAAAAUACUGAUGAACAAUCUUUUCUUGGGGUUGGAAAAUCUCGAUAUUCUGAGCUUGAAUCACAACAAGGUAGUUUUCAUCAACUCCGAAGCUUUCAACGGGCUCAACAACUUGAAAUAUUUGUAUCUGAGUCACAAUAGUUUGAGCAAGUUGGAGGAAAACAUGUUUAAGCCUCUGAAGAACUUGAAAAUUCUCUACCUGGAAAAUAACAAAAUUGCCAGCAUUCAUCCCAAAGCCUUCACGGACUUGAGGAGCUUGAGCUUUCUUUACAUGAACAACAACAGUAUUAACUACUUGGUACAAUAUAACUUUAAGUCGCUUGCUAGUCUUGUAGAUCUGCAAUUAAGGUAUAAUAAUCUGACAGAGAUUCAAACCAGUUCCUUCAAUGGUCUGGGGAGUCUCAAAUCUCUACAUUUAGGCAACAAUAAUUUGGUCCAGAUUAAACCAUACGGUCUCAUAGGAUUGGACAGUCUCGAGAUCCUA